Dichomitus squalens LYAD-421 SS1 is the source of this 1116-nucleotide messenger RNA. RefSeq names its product DNA repair protein rad10. Gene Ontology annotation, cellular component: nucleotide-excision repair factor 1 complex; ERCC4-ERCC1 complex; nucleus. The record is from RefSeq and is a predicted model, not a curated record. The transcript is spliced from 7 exons. Gene Ontology annotation, molecular function: single-stranded DNA binding; damaged DNA binding. Lineage: Eukaryota; Fungi; Basidiomycota; Agaricomycetes; Polyporales; Polyporaceae. Bases 1 to 1116 code for a protein of 371 amino acids. Gene Ontology annotation, biological process: mitotic recombination; nucleotide-excision repair; UV-damage excision repair.
AUGGCCUCCAGCGCAGGCGCAAGCAGCUCAACAAGGCCAGGCGGUCAACCCAAGCCGCCUGUCGUCGUCCCAGGGACAGGCAACAACAUUAUAGUCAAUCCUUGUCAGAGAGGAAACCCUAUCUUGGAAUGUGUGAGAAAUGUUGGCAAGGAGUAUGGGGACAUACUGGCAGACUACCAAGUGGGAAGAACUACAGGCGUCUUGUUCUUAAGUCUACGAUAUCAUAGGCUGCAUCCUGAAUAUAUCCACCAGCGCAUUGAGAAGCUGGGACAUGCGUACAAUCUCCGCAUCCUUCUGCUAAUGUGUGAUGUGAGCGAGCAUCAAGAACCAAUCCGUGAACUGACCAAGAUAUGCCUCAUCAACGAAAUCACUGUCAUGGUUGCAUGGAACGCGGAAGAAGCGGGCUACUACUUGUCGACCUACAAGCAGUUUGAGCACAAGCCGCCAGACCUCAUCAAAGAACGUGUCGACAAGGAUUACAAUUCGAUGCUCCGUACCGCUCUGACAAGCAUCAGCAAAGUGAAUAAGACUGAUGUGGAAACUCUACGGACCUCCUUCGGGAGCUUCGCUACUAUAGCGAAAGCCUCGUCUGAGCAACUACAAAACCUGCCGGGAUUCGGUCAAGUCAAGGCCAAGCGCAUACAAGACGCGUUCAACAAGCCCUUCCGCAACAAUAGCACCAGUGCGCUCCCCGUGAGCACACAGCUGCAAGUCCGCGCCAGCCAACAAGCUUCCACGAGCUCCGAGGGCCAGGCACAUAACACUGACAAGGGCAAAGGACGAGCGAUAGAGCCUGAACCCAUUGACGGAACAGACUUCGUCUCUGGACGACGUGCCCCUACUCCGCCACGACCGCCGCCAGCUCCGCGGGCCCGCUCGCCAAGCCCGACGUGGGACAUGGAGCUCGACCUCAACGAUUCCCCCGAGCCAACGCCGGAAUCAGGCCCUCCUCCCAUGCGCAAACGCCCGCCAAGUCCUGUGUGGGAUCUUGAGCUGGAUCUGAAUUCGAGCGACUUGGAAGAUGGUGAUAUCGGACGGGAGGAUGGAAGGGGGAGAAAACGUCCGAGAGAGGGUUCUGCGGAGUUCGGUGCGCCGACGAUAUUGACGGGAUCGUAG